AUUCUACGUUACACAAUGACCACCAGUUCAUUCAGAGCUGUCCCAAAACAACGCUUUUAUUUUGAAACCUGGAACCGGAAGCUCAGUGUCUGCCCCGCACGUGCCAUCCACGGUCUCCGCCGGUGGCAGAGAGGAGCCGUCAUGUCGCUGCUGUUUACAGAUGAGGAGUUUCAGAGCGCGUGGAGGGAGCUGGACGAGCCGCAGCUGCAGGGAGGAUGGGAGCUCUUCACCGAGACCAUGGGCGUCAAAAUCUACCGCCUGCUCGACAAGGAAACGGGACUUUAUGAGUACAAAGUCUUUGGUGUGCUCACCACCUGCACGCCAGAGCUGUGUGCAGAUGUCUACAUGGACUUGACCUAUCGGAAACAUUGGGAUGGAUAUGUGAAAGAGCUUUAUGAGAAAGACUUUGGUGGACAGAUGGCCAUCUACUGGGAAGUGAAGUACCCAUUCCCUCUGUCAAACAGAGACUAUGUGUACGUGAGGGAGCGGCGAGAUUUAGACGUGGACGGCAGGAAGAUCUGGGUGAUUCUGGCCAGGAGCGCUCCGGAGACGCCGUGUGCGGAGAAGAGCGGCGUGCUGAGGGUCAAAGACUACAAGCAGAGCGUCGCCUUGGAGACCGACGGAGCCGGCGGAACUAAAGUUUUCAUGAAUUACUUCGACAACCCUGGUGGUAUGAUUCCUACUUGGCUUGUGAACUGGGCAGCUAAGAGUGGGGUUCCAGGCUUCUUAUCAGACAUGCAGAAGGCCUGCAGCAAAUACAAUACCUACUGCCAGAAGAAGUGAACGGCACUGCCAGCACGGCCUCAUACACAAGGGCUUUGGUCCAUUUUUUUUUAAUGUGAACUUGGGAGACAUUUUGAUGCUGUUUGUUUUAAAUGUGACUUCUCUGUGUUGGGUGAGUAUAGCAUGGUGUGGGCUGCUGCUUGUAGGAGCAUGCAUCUGACUCAGGCAUGGUGUGCAUGGCCAGCUGUCCUCAAUAAUAGGCUGGUCUGAAGCAAUUCUGUAGUGUUGCUGUGUUUUAACCAGUCUCUUGGGAGGUUUCCUCUAUCUGCUGUACUGUAGGCAGAAACAUUAUUGCGCAGCGUGAUGAGACAGAUUCUGUCGUUGGGUUUUAGUGUGUUUGCUGUGCAUGCUACAUGUGAUUGUGCAAUACAAGUUGAUUGAUUUAAUGUUUGGUCACUGUGGAAUCGUCACAGUCUGUAUGUAAAAUCACUGAAUUACAAAUGACAAAUCUGUAGUUGUAUACUGAUUUUUUUAUGGGCACUUAUGAACAGAUACAGUGACUGAUAUAACACUGUAAUUUAAACUGUACCUCAGAGUUCUUACUGUAACAUGAGAACAUGUUUAGUAAGUUUAGUUGGCAGUUAGUAUUGAAUAAACUUUAUUUUGGAGUUUUGAGGCAUAAA
Betta splendens (Siamese fighting fish) is the source of this 1406-nucleotide messenger RNA. RefSeq names its product phosphatidylcholine transfer protein (gene pctp). The transcript is spliced from 7 exons. The record is from RefSeq and is a predicted model, not a curated record. Gene Ontology annotation, molecular function: phosphatidylcholine intramembrane carrier activity; phosphatidylcholine binding. The coding region runs from base 16 to 783 and encodes 255 amino acids. NCBI's taxonomy places the organism in Eukaryota, Metazoa, Chordata, Actinopteri, Anabantiformes, Osphronemidae.